AUGGCAGCAGAACUGAAGGAGCGAGAAGAGCAAUUGACAGAUUUAGAGGAGUGGACGACAUACCAAGAAGAGCAAAAAGCAGAAAUAGAAGAACGAAGUAUAAGCCACACAGGUUUGUGGCCUUCGGUUUCAGUGAAACAAGUAAACACAGAGGCGCAUCUCAGACCACUCUCCGCCACCAUGGGUCGCAUGCACAGCCGCGGUAAGGGUAUUUCUGCUUCAGCAUUGCCUUACAAGAGAACUCCUCCCAGCUGGCUCAAAAUCAAUUCUCAAGAUGUUGAGGACAGUAUCUGCAAGUUUGCAAAGAAAGGAAUGACCCCUUCACAGAUAGGUGUUAUUCUACGUGAUUCUCAUGGUAUUGCUCAAGUGAAGAGCGUCACUGGUAGCAAGAUCUUGCGUAUACUCAAGGCUCACGGGCUUGCGCCCGAGAUUUCAGAGGAUUUGUAUCAUUUGAUCAAGAAAGCUGUUGCCAUUAGGAAGCACUUGGAGAGGAACAGGAAGGAUAAAGACUCCAAAUUCAGGUUGAUUCUUGUGGAGAGCAGGAUUCACCGCCUGGCAAGAUACUACAAGAAGACCAAGAAGCUCCCGCCCGUCUGGAAAUACGAGUCAACCACGGCCAGCACUCUCGUGGCUUAA
Molecule: messenger RNA, 636 nt
Organism: Fraxinus pennsylvanica
Lineage: Eukaryota; Viridiplantae; Streptophyta; Magnoliopsida; Lamiales; Oleaceae
Source: the annotation of a GenBank genome assembly